This is a messenger RNA of Letharia columbiana, 2244 nucleotides long. RefSeq lists its product as uncharacterized. Bases 1 to 2244 code for a protein of 747 amino acids. Gene Ontology annotation, molecular function: protein binding. The record is from RefSeq and is a predicted model, not a curated record. Lineage: Eukaryota; Fungi; Ascomycota; Lecanoromycetes; Lecanorales; Parmeliaceae. The transcript has 5 exons.
AUGCUGUUCUACAUUUUCGGCCUCGUCUUCAUUGCGCUGGUGGCGCCCUCGAUCGCUUCGUCUGUCACGGACAGCUCGUUCAAAUUUCCGCGCCAGGAGCAGAGCUUGGAGCUUGUCAGGCGGUUUUUCCAUGGCUCUUUCGUUAUCGGCAAAACCCUAUACAUUGAUGGCGGCGAGGCGACCCGGUCGAUAGAUGGCGUGAUCGAGCGCGCUAUCGUGAAUUCGACGUUAGCGCUCGACCUAUCCUCGUCCUUCUCAACAUCAUCAAAGAAUAACGGCGUUCAAAUACAGGACAUCAAUAAGGGCUCGUGCCCCAAUUUCAACUACAUCCGCUUCUGGACCAACGUAGCCGCCAACACCGUGUACGCGUAUGGCGGUGAGUUCAGCUACCUAAACCCCUGGGUGGGUAGCACUACGGUUCCCCUCGAGUCACUUUGGUCUUUCACUCCGAGUAGCGACGGUGGGACCUGGCAGGCCCUGGACCAGUCGAGCUCUGUGUUCAGCAGUAUAACCCGUCCCACUCAAGGUUCCGUCGCCUCUGGAGAUAUCGGUGGCUUCAACCUUGGCGGAUAUGCUGGCAACCGCGGAAGUCAGAAGACGAACAUUGACAGUUUUAUUCCCAUCCCUGGCUUGCAGUUCUACAACUUCACAUCUCAAGAAUGGUCCAAUAACAGUGCGACAGCGUACUCGCCAGACGGGACCGCGGAAUUCAGCGGUACCGCCUACGUGCCCACAUGGGGUACUGCUGGUUUACUCGUGGCGUUCGGAGGGCAGAUAUCACCCAAUAUCUCUCAAUUCGUAGACGGUGCGGCUUAUCUCCCCAUGUCUAACAUAUCACUUUUCGACCCAUCGACUCAAGUGUGGUACUACCAAGAGGCCACCGGAGACGUCCCUAGUCAGCGUGAUAGGUUCUGCGUCGUCGGAGUCAAUGGUGGCGACAACUCUACUUACGAAAUCUUUCUAUACGGCGGCCAAGUGGGCAGCAACAUUUACGACAACUCAUCGGCCUCUCAAAGUAUUAACGCAGGCCUUGACGAGGUCUACGUCCUCUCUCUACCCUCGUUCGUCUGGUUCAAAGCCAACUAUACAUCUUCGGACCCACGAAUGUUUCAUACAUGUAACAUCGUCGGUAAUCGGCAAAUGUUGAGUAUUGGUGGUCUGAACCCAAGUGCUGCCAGUUGGUCAGCCGCGAUAAAUGAUACUGACUUAUUCUGGGAGGGUGUGAAGGUAUUUGACUUGACGGCAUUGCAGUGGACCAACCAUUAUAACGUUACUGCUGCGCCGUAUCUUGCUCCCAGUCCUGUUGCCGCCCAUUACGCUGCUGGCGUGAGGUAUCCGUCAACAUGGAGUAGCAAGAAUCUUGAAAGUCUAUUCUUGAAUCCUACAUCAAACACCUCUACGCCAGUCGAACCUUCUGCGUCGGCCUCGCCACAGCUCGAGACGCCGAAGAAAAGGAACCGCACAGCGGCAGGUGUCGGAGGCGCAGUAGGUGGAGUUGCAGCAUUAGCAUUCCUGGGCCUCUCCGUCUACCUUCUCGCCCGCAAGCGAGCGAAUGAAAACAGGCGAGAACGAGGAGAGAGCAAGCUGCGACCGACAUACAAAGACGGUGAGCCAGGUUCCAUCAAGAAUGCAUCCGAAGCGGGGCUAGGGACUCCUCAUGAGGUGGACUCGGGGCAAGCACUUCCUCAUGAGGUGGACUCGGGGCAGGCACUUCCUCAUGAGGCGGACUCGAGGCAUGUUAAUGAGUUCUUGGAGCACAUUGUAAUGGGGCAGUGGAAACAUGCUGCAGUGCCGAGAGCUUGGUCCGGUGUUUGCGGUUCCUGGGGAUCUGCUUUGGUUGCGAUUAGAGGCAUGAUGUGCUGGCGAAACGGGCGUAGAAGAAAGAUACACAGCGGAUGCCAAAUCAAUACAUGGCAUACAUUCUACACUUCAAACAAGAGGCCCGAUAUCAUGGCUCACCAGUUCCUGUGCUACAUUUCUGACGGUAUGAGCCAACUUCAAGCUUAUAUCGUCGCCCUCACACCAAUAGUAAACGUCUGCCAUUCUAUCCACCUGCGUGCUUCGCUCAUGAAAUACGCAACAACAUACGCUGCGUCCUGUGGGUCACCGAGUCGCUUCAUAAGCUCAUGCCGCCAAAGCUUUAUCGGACUACUCAUCGCACAUAUCCUCACCCAGGCAGAGGUACUCCGCAGGCAGCGUUUUCCAGUUCAAGAAAUGAGUUCCGCUGUGAUCGAUCGCUCUUAG